ACCUUUUUGCCCAGUUCAUUUACUACAUGCCGAUCCGGAAACCGCCUCAAAUUUUCGACGCUUCUGUUCCAAUCUGGUGUCUGCCGACGUGCCAACGGAAAGCAGAAACGACAGUCUCAUGAUGGGCUGUCCGACAACCACUGGCGCUGAUGUUGGGCGAUUCUGACGGGGAUGGGAUGGCUGAGCCAUGUCACUGGGAAGCAUGCAUCUCUACUGCAUUAGCUUCUUUGGGGCCUUCAUUGGCGGGGCAUCCUGCAGCAAUUAACCAUGGACAACGAACGACAGUGGCAGUCUCGAGAUGCACCAUUUAUUACUCGAACGACGACGACAGCCAUACGCGGCAGUUCGUCUCCUUCACCUCUCUUCGACUUGUUUGCUUUCUUCAGUUUGCACAUCAUGCAGACUUCUGCGCCCCCGACCUUCCUCUGAUAUCUGCACAAGGCAAGGCCUUCCCCACUUACACUAGACGCCGUUUUCUUACACCCCUGCGGAUGGUGAUAGGAAACGCACAACCAGGCGCAGUGAUGGAGCGAAGUGCGACGUACUACGGCUUGCUAAAGUUGGCUGCCAUGACGCUGGACCAAGUUGAGUCUGUCACAUUGCCAUUUCUUCGCUCAUACGCCUACCUACAUACUUGCCAUCCUCCAACUCCUCGAUCUGGGUUUCGGAUGUGGCAUUACUACUAGACGCCAGUAUCACCUCGCGGCAUGAUCACCUCUUGCGAGGUA
Molecule: messenger RNA, 728 nt
Organism: Colletotrichum acutatum
Lineage: Eukaryota; Fungi; Ascomycota; Sordariomycetes; Glomerellales; Glomerellaceae
Exons: 1
Coding region: 150-686 (178 amino acids)
Source: RefSeq, a predicted model, not a curated record